AUGGACACAAAGCUGAAAGACGUUCAUUCCGGGCAUAAAGGAGCAAUUACAAGACUUUGGAAGAACUUUGGUGAGAUACGAGACCUUUCCGAAAUAGAAAUUGAGGACGUCACAGCUAUUUUAGAUUCCGUGUUACAGAAAAGGGAUAUUCUUAAAGAUCUGAAUGAUAAAAUUGUGGAAGCAAGCUCGGAUGAAGACGUGGUGGAUAAAAUUCAACAAACAGAUGAGUACAUGUUUGAUUUAGAUUCAAAAAUUCGUCAAAUUAGAAAACUCAUUAAUCCCUCCCAAUCGAAAAGUCAAAAUUUACCCGUCAAUACUACAGUUUUUCAAGCUAGUCACGUUACUCCCUCUGAUACACCCAUGCAUACCUUGAUUUCGCCUACAGCAAAUAGUGUACCCGCAAGCGACUCCUCUCAAUUGAACCCGCACGCCAAUUGUUUCACGUCAACAUCUCAUGUACAAUCGAAUGCAGCCUCGUUUUAUACAAGUAACCCCGCUAUAUCAGAGAUUAUUCCUGCUACGAACGCGUCUAUGCAUAUUCCAAGUUUACAUUCGUCUUCUAGCACAAAUAAUCAGUACCACAAAUUACCAAAGUUGAACUUGCCUACGUUUAAAGGGAAUAUUUUAGAUUGGCAAUCCUUUUGGGAUUCUUAUGAGACAUCUAUACACACAAAUCCAACGCUCAGCGACGCACAGAAGUUUAACUACUUUAAGUCACUACUACAGGGAGAAGCGUUUCAGACCAUAUCAGGUUUUUCGAUGAAAAACACUAACUACGGCAAAGCUAUUUCGUUGUUACAAGAGAGGUAUGGACAGAUACAUACUAUAAUACAAACAUACAUGCAAGCUCUACUUGAGAUUUCGCCGCCGAUUUAUACUUUAGUAAGCCUCCGCAAUUAUUAUGACAAAACUGAAACUUACGUACGAGGUCUAGAGUCACUCGGACAGACUACAGACACUUAUAGUUCACUACUGGUACCCAUUAUUCUGAACAAGUUGCCCGCAGAAAUACGCCAAAACCUAGCAAGACAACACGGACCGUCAAGUUGGAAUUUGAAAGAUUUAAGGAAGAGUAUACUGAACGAAAUUCAAAUCAUGGAGGCAGGACAAAAUGCAGGUACUUAUCUUGAUUCUAUAGACCACCAGUUUGCAAACUCAUCUAUAAGCACGUUUCACACAGGAAAUAAUUCACCACAAGGAAACACAACACACAACGCGAAGAAAAGCCAGCCCCGGAAUAUUAAGGAGAGACCAUGUGUUUUUUGUAAAGACAUACAUCCACCAACAUACUGUACCAAGGUUAGUGAUCAUAAAGCCCGCAUAGCUAUAGUCAAACGAGACAAUUUGUGCUUAAAUUGUUUAGGAAAUCAUCAUGCUAAUGAGUGUAAAUCUAAAAGAACGUGUAGACACUGUGACAAGAGACAUCAUUCCAGCUUAUGUAAUGUAAGUAACCAUGGUAACAGGGAAACUGCAAACAACCCAGAUAUACAGAAUAAUCAAAGUCAGAAUCAAUCUACAUCUGUAAGUCUCAUCAAUACUACGGAAAACAAGGAAGAUACGCACAUUUUACAUUCAUCGACAAAGAUGCGCACAACUGUGCUAUUGAAGACGGAUGUAGCUCCUGUAUGGUCAGGUAGUAUAUGUACGGAUACGAAUAUUUUAUUUGAUGAAGGUGCACAAAGAUCUUUUUUAACAGAUGAUCUAGCGAAAACAUUGAAUUUGAAAACUGAAGGAGUUGAAGUUGUACACUUAUCGGCAUUUGGAAAGGAAAACACCAGCACGAGAGAACUACGUAAAUCCACCGUGCACAUUGAAACAGGAAAUAGACGUAAAUUUCCAAUUAAAGUUCUAAUUGUACCUACAAUAGCAGUCCCACUUCAGAAUCACAUGCGCAACGUUAACCGAGAUAUGAACUAUCUAAAAGGAUUGAGACUUGCUCAUCCAGUUACCAAAGAAGAUUCUUUUGAAAUUUCUUUACUUAUUGGUGCCGACUAUUAUUGGGAUUUUAUUGAAGACGAGAUUAUACGAGGAGAUGGACCGACCGCGGUAAGAUCAAAGCUUGGGUAUUUGCUAUCAGGACCCUUACAGUCAGGUAUAGCACGUUCGUCUACGACAGCUGGCAUCUUUAACUUACUAGUUUCGCACAAAUCAGAAGAAUUUAAUUUGGAAGCGUUCUGGAAACUUGAAUCGAUAGGCAUAGAUUCAUCCGAAAAUCAAGAGAAAGAGACAAAUUAUUUGAAAGACUAUCAGGAGUCAUCAAUUGAAUUUCUAGGAGAUAGGUAUUCGGCGAAAUUGCCAUGGAAACAAGAUUACGAAGAAUUACCGUCAAAUUAUGAUGUUGCAAAAAGGAGAACGGCGAAUGUUAUCAGAAGAAUAGGCAAAGAUGCGACCAUGUUAAAGAAAUACGGAGAUAUUAUAAAGGAACAGGAACGUCGCGGAUUUAUUGUGAGGGUUGAUGAAUUAGAACCAACAAUUAACAAGGUACAUUAUAUACCACACCAUGCCGUUGUUAAGAAAGAUUCCAGUACAACACCAAUACGUAUGCUUAUCCAAGAUCUUGGUAAGAUUUAG
Molecule: messenger RNA, 2571 nt
Organism: Mytilus trossulus (common blue mussel)
Lineage: Eukaryota; Metazoa; Mollusca; Bivalvia; Mytilida; Mytilidae
Exons: 1
Coding region: 1-2571 (856 amino acids)
Source: RefSeq, a predicted model, not a curated record